AUGUCGCUCAAAGUACCGCGCGCCGGCGGGCCGAACCUCUUCAAGGAGGGCUACAAGCACUUCCAGGGUAUCGAGGAGGCCGUCCUUCGAAACAUUCAGGCUGUCAAUGAACUCUCCGAGAUCGUGCGAACCUCGUUCGGCCCCAACGGGCGCAACAAGAUGGUCAUCAACCACCUCGAGAGGCUGUUCGUCACAUCCGAUGCAGCCACCAUCAUCCGCGAGCUCGAUGUCGUUCACCCUGCUGCCAAGCUGCUUGUCAUGGCAAGCCAGCAGCAGGAGGCAGAGAUGGGCGACUCCACCAACCUCGUCCUCAUCUUUGCAGGAGAGCUCUUGAAGAAGGCCGAAUACCUCAUCACCAUGGGUCUGCAUCCUUCCGAAAUUCUUCAGGGCUACGAGAUUGCACGCGAGAAGUGUCUCGCCGAGCUCGAGCAGCUCUCGGUCGCGCAGCUCUCCAACCCUCCCACUACGCAGAGUCUCGCGCUUGCCCUCAAGCCAUGCCUCGCGUCGAAACAGUACGGCAACGAAGACCUCCUUGCACCCCUCGUCGCAGAAGCAGUCUCGAUGGUGCUGCCACAGAACUCAAAGAAUGGCCUGGCCGAUUUCAGCGUUGACAAUGUCCGUGUGGUCAAGAUCAUGGGUGGCAGUCUGUCGCAGUCCAAGGUGGUGCGCGGGAUGGUGUUCGGUCGUGAACCAGAGGGAGUCAUCAAAAAGGCGAAAGCGGCAAAGGUCGGUGUCUACACGUGCGGCAUGGACAUCACCCAGACCGAAACCAAGGGCACCGUCCUUCUCAAGAACGCAGACGAGCUCUCGAGCUUCUCGAGAGGCGAGGAGCAGCAGCUGGAGAAGUACUUCAAGGAGAUCGCCGAUUCGGGCGUCAAGGUGGUCGUGACGCAGUCGCAGGUGGGUGAGCUCGCACAGCACUAUCUCAACCGAUUCGGCAUUCUGGUGAUCAAGAUUCUGUCCAAGUUCGAGCUCCGUCGUCUCUGCCGCUUGCUCGGUGCGACGCCGCUUGCGAGGUUGGGUGCGCCACUGCCGGAAGAGGCGGGAUGGAUCGACUCGAUCGAGACGACAGAGAUCGGCGGCGACCGCGUGACCGUGUUCAAGCAGGAGGAGGGUCAGCCCGGUGGAAAGGCCAAGCCCAAGAUGUGCACCAUCGUUCUGCGCGGAGCCACGUCCAACCUGCUCGACGAUGUGGAGCGUGCGAUCGAUGACGGCGUCAACGUGAUCAAGUCGCUCACGCGCGAUCCACGCCUCGUCCCCGGUGCAGGCGCUACCGAGCUCGAGCUCGCCAAGCGCAUCGCCGAUCUGGGCGAGAAGACGCCCGGCCUCAACCAGCACUCGAUCAAGAAGUUUGGCGAGGCGCUCGAGGUGAUCCCGCGCACCUUGGCCGAGAACGCCGGUCUGGACGCGACAGAGACCGUCUCGCGCCUCUACGCCAAGCACGUCGAUGCAGCAGGCGCCGACGUUGGCGUCGACAUCGAGAACGAGACCGACGGCACCAUGUCGACCACGCAGAACCAGGUGUUCGAUGUGCUGGCCGCCAAGUCGUGGGCACUGAGGUACGCCACCGGCGCCGCCAUCAGCGUGCUCUCAGUCGACUCGAUCAUCAUGUCCAAGCCUGCGGGCAUCAAGGCGCCCAAGGCGAAUCCCAACUGGGACGACGACUAG
This is a messenger RNA of Kalmanozyma brasiliensis GHG001, 1668 nucleotides long. Its product is annotated as Chaperonin Cpn60/TCP-1. Lineage: Eukaryota; Fungi; Basidiomycota; Ustilaginomycetes; Ustilaginales. Gene Ontology annotation, cellular component: chaperonin-containing T-complex. The transcript has a single exon. Gene Ontology annotation, biological process: protein folding. The record is from RefSeq and is a predicted model, not a curated record. Gene Ontology annotation, molecular function: ATP hydrolysis activity; ATP-dependent protein folding chaperone; ATP binding. The coding region runs from base 1 to 1668 and encodes 555 amino acids.